This is a messenger RNA of Prosopis cineraria, 1636 nucleotides long. Its product is annotated as F-box protein SKIP8-like. The coding region runs from base 239 to 1186 and encodes 315 amino acids. Lineage: Eukaryota; Viridiplantae; Streptophyta; Magnoliopsida; Fabales; Fabaceae. The transcript has 3 exons. The record is from RefSeq and is a predicted model, not a curated record. Gene Ontology annotation, molecular function: protein binding.
CUACCAGCACGGAGUUCACGGCUAUGCGGGUUUCAACAUUUUAAGCCAGCAUGCCCUCCCCCACUUUUCUUAAAAUUCCCUCCGACCUGAAAAAUAAAAUUAGGGUUUGGGACGAAGAGUAAUGGUCAGUCGCGAGAACGAGUAGGAGAAGAAGGGACGACCACUGCAUGAAAACCCUUGGAGCGAGUGCCUACUAAUUCCUAGGGUUCAUGUUCGGCGAAGAUUUCAUGUCUUAUGAAUGGAGAUUUCCUCUGUUUUUGGCAUCGAUGUCUCGUCGCAGCCUUUCGUUGUAGCCGCAACAGUUACUGCGCUUUGUUUUCUGCUCGCUUUCUUCUCUGUUGUCAGAUCAUUCUCACUCCCCUUUUCCCUCAAGACUUUCAAAUCAUCAAUUCACUGUGACGGCUUUGCCGCGAGGAAGUCUUGCAACUGCGCUUGUUCUUGCAACGGUAGCGUUGUAAAUUCAGAUUCUCCAUCCACAAGUGCUCUGUCCUACUUGAACGGUGGCGGGGCUGAAAUGUUGGAGGCCACGCCCACUCCGGCUCCGACACCGACACCUACCCCGACCCCGGUUCUGUUGACAGACCGACGAACCGGUGCGUCAAUGAUGGAGAAUUUGGUUCCGGAGAUUACAACCCAUGCUCUGAGUUACUUGGAUUAUCCGAGUUUGUGUCGCCUCUCAAUGACUAAUUCUUUGAUGCGGAAGGCUGCAAAUGAUGACAAUGCAUGGAAGGCGUUAUAUCACAAGGACUUUACAUUGGAACAAGAUAGUGUUACACCGAUUAAUGGGUGGAAAGCUUACUAUGCUGUCACAAGAGCGAUUGUGAAUAUUAAUAGAGAAUUCUACAACAUUGUCAGAGAGAAGUCUCUUCCAGCCAUGAGUCGUUUUUGGCUGAAUGCAGAUUAUGUGAAGUGUAUUCAUGCUUCAGGAGAACUAUUUUCAGGGUAUAAUGCAGUAAUGCAGAGUUGGCAGCUUGCUUUUAAUUGGGAGCAAGGAUUGAACUUUCAGGUGCGGGAUGUACGCGCUCGGGUCUUGACAGACAUGGCUUGGGUUACCAUGAAAACAUAUGUUGACAUGGAUACGGGUCCAUUCAAUGUGACCAACGUCUUUGAGUUUCAUAACGGCCGCUGGUAUAUGGUUCAUCAUCACAUGGAUGGAGGAGUAGAGCAACAUAUUGUACCUGGAUAAACAAGUGAGACAAGAGAUGAUGCCAUUGUUUAGCCAAGAUACUAGUGACAAAAGGUGGUUUUGAUUCGCAGAAGAAAAUAUGAUUGAAAUUUUCGUGAUUACUUCGGUGAAGAUCCUUUUUAGUUUCCCAUCUCUAUUUCGAUUGCAUACUGUAUAUAAGACAAAGAAGUCCCAAUUGCAAUGGCUCAAGAAAAAAAUUGUUAUAAUUACAUUAAGCACAUGGAAGUACGAGACAAGAGAUGGACGUAAAAAGAAAGAUAUGAUGAAUGAGGAUGAGUUGGCAUCUGAAGCGAGGGCUGUUAUUUGUUAAUAUAUAGAGGGCGAGCCUUAGUCGAAGGCUCGAAGCAUGAAGCAUUCCAUUAUUGCCGUGCCCCCUUGUGGGAGUAGCACCGUACAUUUUUGACUGUGACCCCUUAUUAUUAUUAUUAUUAUUAUAACCAAAUGAUUUAA